Molecule: messenger RNA, 2844 nt
Organism: Paramisgurnus dabryanus
Lineage: Eukaryota; Metazoa; Chordata; Actinopteri; Cypriniformes; Cobitidae
Gene: cnga3a
Product: cyclic nucleotide gated channel subunit alpha 3a
Biological process (GO): monoatomic cation transmembrane transport
Cellular component (GO): plasma membrane; intracellular cyclic nucleotide activated cation channel complex
Molecular function (GO): intracellularly cAMP-activated cation channel activity; protein-containing complex binding; cGMP binding
Source: RefSeq, a predicted model, not a curated record
ACUCGUGUACGCAUCCUUAGAAGUAAAAUUCUCGACAUAAAAACACUAACACUGGAUAUUAGUUCAAUCAAAUGGAGAUAAAGACACCAAAAUCCAAAAACGAAAACUCGAAAUUACACUUUAAAGAUGGGAUUGUGCAACACUGUGAAUAGGAUCACCAACCGCCUCAACCAAAGAGCAACUUGAAUGAAAGGGAAUUUUGGCUGAAUUUUCACAGACUCGUGAACGAAGUCUUAUUGGUUCUCAGCACUUGAUGCAUAGCCAAAGACACAAAAGACAAUGGCGAAGAUUUGUACAGAGCAGUCCUACCCGUCCCGGCUACAUCUCUCGGUUCGAGCCUCUGACGAUGAACUGAACCAGACUGAAAAUGGUGCAAGCAGGGCACAUUCUCUUUGUGAGGACACCUCUUCUGACAUGCAGGGAAUUAUUUCUACUGGAACUAGCCAGUUUCAGGAGUCCAGGAGAAGUUCCUUCACAGGUUCGGGGGCUAUGGCAAGGCUCACUCAAUUCCUGGUUAUGCUGCGGACCUGGGCAUCUCACAGGCUUCACAGAGAGGUCGAGCGUCCCGACUCCUUCUUGGAGCGAUUUCGUGGACCAGACCUCAAAGACUUGUCUAGCCGUGGGAGUAACGCCCGUUCCUCUAUAGGUCUUCCUGACAGACCUCGUAAGAGGAAAAAAGACAAACACUGGCCUAUGGCAACUUACAAUAUGAACAACUGCAACAAUACAGAUGACAAAAAGGAGGAGAAAAAGGAGGAAAUAAAAAAGGAUGGAGACAAGGAAGAGAAAAAAGAGGAGAAAAAGGAGGAGAAAAAAUAUGAAAAUAAAGAUGAGAAAAAGGAGGAGAAAAAAGAUGAAAAGAAAGAUGAUAAGAAAGAUGAUAAAAAGAAAGAUGCUCCUCCCCCACCGAAGGAAGUUUGGAUCAUGGACCCCUCCUCAGACAAAUAUUACAGAUGGUUGUCUAUCAUAGCAGCGCCGGUUUUCUACAACCUCAUUAUGUUGGUAACAAGGGCGUGUUUCAAUGAGCUUCAGAACUCAUAUACAGUGCUUUGGAUCAUCCUGGACUACGGCUCAGAUGUGAUCUACUACAUGGACACGUUCGUUCGAUCAAGAACAGGUUUUUUGGAGCAGGGCCUUCUUGUUAAAGAUGGCAAGAAGCUGGUGGAUCAUUACAAAAAAAUCCCACAAUUCAAAUACGACAUGAUUUCAAUGAUUCCCACCGAUUUAUUAAUGUUUAAAGUGGGAUUUAACAAUCCCGAGCUUCGUUUCAAUCGUCUCUUCAAAAUGGCACGUCUCUUUGAGUUCUUCGACCGCACGGAAACCAGAACAAACUAUCCGAACAUUUUCCGUAUCAGCAACCUCGUGCUUUACAUCCUCAUUAUUAUUCACUGGAACGCUUGCAUUUUCUUUGCCAUUUCCAAAACCAUCGGCUUUGGGACAGACACGUGGGUAUAUCCGAACAUAAGCCACCCUGAAUAUGGCCGCCUGGCCAGAAAAUACAUCUACUGUCUAUAUUGGUCCACUCUCACACUUACCACCAUUGGAGAAACUCCUCCACCCGUUAAAGAUCUCGAAUAUUUGUUCGUCGUUGCCGACUUCCUCAUCGGAGUGUUGAUUUUCGCCACCAUCGUCGGUAACGUCGGUGCAAUGAUUUCCAACAUGAAUGCUUCCCGUGCCGAGUUUCAGGCCAAGAUCGACUCUAUCAAGCAAUAUAUGCAGUUUCGUAAGGUCAGCAAAGAUCUGGAGGCUCGGGUCAUCAAAUGGUUCGACUAUCUCUGGACGGAGAAGAAGACUUGCGAUGAGAAGGAAGUCUUGAAGAACCUUCCGGACAAGCUCAAAGCCGAGAUUGCCAUCAACGUCCAUUUGGACACACUGAAAAAAGUGCGUAUCUUCCAGGAUUGCGAAGCGGGGCUACUUAUCGAGUUAGUGCUUAAGUUACAACCACAGGUCUUCAGUCCUGGAGAUUACAUAUGCAAGAAGGGCGACAUCGGCCGAGAAAUGUACAUCAUCAAAGAAGGAAAGCUUGCCGUGGUGGCCGAUGAUGGUGUUACACAAUUUGUGGUGCUCAGCGACGGUGCAUACUUCGGAGAAAUCAGCAUUCUUGGAAUUAAGGGCAGUAAGGCCGGAAACAGAAGAACGGCAAACAUUCGUAGUGUUGGAUAUUCUGAUCUAUUCGCCCUGUCCAAAGACGACCUCAUGGAAGCAUUGACAGAGUACCCAGAUGCCAAAAAAGCCCUGGAGGAGAAAGGAAAGUCCAUACUGAGGAAGGACAACCUUCUCGAUGAGGCGGUGGCGAGCGCAGGCGCUGAUCCCAAAGAUCUAGAAGAGAAGGUUCACCGCUUAGAGGGAAGCCUCGAUGUGAUGACUACCAAAUUUGCCAAGCUUAUGGCAGAGUACACAACUUACCAGAGCAAGAUCAAGCAGAGGAUCACCAACAUGGAGAACAAAGUUAAAAAACUGCAUGCAGAAGAGCUGUCUGAGGUGGUCGAGGACAAAAAAGAUGAGGACAAGACGACAAAAUAAUUUUCUGAUUCAUGUACAUAUUUCUUAUAGUGCAUUACUUUUAAAAAGUUUAUACUUAAAUUUUUAUGAUGAUGUUGUUUUAUUUGCCAUAUUUGUUAAAAAAUAUUCUAACAUCAUAUUUAUUCAACAGCUCAAUUCAUAAAUUAGACACAGUGCAAGACUUUUAAUUCUUAAUCUCCCCUUAAAGAGAAAGUACCACUUAUAUCUACUGCAUAAAUGGGUGAUUCUCCCGAAAACCAGAUUUAGAAGGUGUCCAGCAUCAGAAUUUUAAAAAAGCCCUUGAAGCCAAUAUUUUUUUGCACAUAUAAGAUUAAGGUCUGA